Molecule: messenger RNA, 1658 nt
Organism: Pseudovirgaria hyperparasitica
Lineage: Eukaryota; Fungi; Ascomycota; Dothideomycetes; Acrospermales; Acrospermaceae
Exons: 5
Coding region: 1-1320 (439 amino acids)
Biological process (GO): response to heat; protein refolding
Cellular component (GO): cytoplasm
Molecular function (GO): ATP binding; Hsp70 protein binding
Source: RefSeq, a predicted model, not a curated record
AUGGGUGACCCACCCGCCCUGCCGCUACUGGCUGGAACAGCAGAAGCAGAUCUCUAUGAGGUGUUAGAAAUACAGAAGAACGCUGAUAAAGACGAGAUACGGAAGGCAUACCGCAAAGCUGCACUGCGAAGUCAUCCCGACAAAGUGUCCGAGGAUGAACGACCCGCCGCCGAAAUCAAAUUCAAAGCCGUACAAGAGGCCUAUGAAAUCCUCUCAGAUGACAACUCGAGGCAUUUGUACGACACGCACGGUAUGUCUGCCUUUGAUAAGAGCCAAGGAUCUGGUGGUAUGGGCGAAGGAAUGGAUAUGAACGACCUUUUCAAUAUGUUUGCCUCAGGGGGUAUGGGUGGAAUGGGGGGUAUGCCUGGCUUUGAAGGUGGAUUUCCUGGAAUGGGCGGCAUGGGUCGACCACCGCCGAGGCCGAAGAAAGGCAAAAAUGCGGAGCAGAAUUACACCGUCACUCUUGAAGAGCUGUACAAAGGCAAGACGUCGAGGUUUAAGCUAGACAAGAAGAUUCCUUGCACGACGUGCAAUGGGAAGGGCGGAAAAGACAAAGCGAAGUCGCAUUCCUGUAGCGUAUGUGGUGGAAGAGGAGCCGUGAAGCGUUUGUUACAACAGGGCCAGUUUCUCACAGAACAAAUAUCCGAGUGUACGAACUGUUUGGGCCAGGGGCAGGUCUUCAAGGACAAGGAAAAAUGCAAGAAAUGUAAGGGUGCCGGAGUCAUCGAUUCCAAGAAUAUGGUCGAGCUUUACAUCCCGCCAGGCGCGCAGCAUGGGGAAAAGAUUAUUUCUGCCGGUGAAGCAGAUGCGUAUCCUGGGCAAGAACCUGGCGAUAUUGUCUGGACACUGGAGCAGGAACCCCACGAGGUCUUCGAGAGAGUUGGAAAUAAUUUGAGAGCCGAAUUGCAUAUCACGCUCGCAGAAGCAUUGACAGGAUUCGAUCGCGUCGUUCUGAAACAUCUUGAUGGCCGAGGGAUACAACUGCGUAUCACACAACCCAAGGGCAAAAUCUUGAGUCCGGGACAAUGGCUGAAAAUUGCUGGGGAAGGAAUGCCGAUAAAGCGAUCUGAUGCCAAAGGCGACCUUUUCUUAAAUGUCACUAUUGACUUCCCCAAAGAUGGAUGGAUCAAAGACGAGGCGUCUAUCAAACACCUUCGAGAUAUUCUUCCGAAACCCGCACAGCCUAUCAAAAUCGAUAAUGAAGUUGAUGAGAGAGACUUUGUUGGGGUGGAUCUCGAAGAAGUCGAAGAGCAGGCCGGUGGCGACUGGGAAGAUGACGAUGGUGAGGGAGACGAAGUCCCGGGCUGUGCACAGCAGUGAUAGAAUCUUUUCGCCUUGCAUUGUUACGGCGUCGUCGGUGUUUGGAUCCGUGUUGAGAGCAUAUGGGGUUGUUGGGGCGUAUUGUAUGCCAGCAUAGAUCGAACUGCAUGUCGCAGAGGCUUUACUGUUGUGUCGUAUAUUCGUGCUUUCGCAACUUAAUUGACGCUCCUACUCCCACUUUGAGUCCAAGUUCAUCUUUUCAGCUCUUUGCCCCAUUUCCGUCAUCCAUCGUUGGACAAGCAUCUGGUUCUCCUUCUUUAGAUCUUCGUUCUGUUUCUCAAGUACGUUUAGUUGCAACUGGAGCGCUACCAUUUCGUCCUGGGCCUCUGUAGCUAGCC